Molecule: messenger RNA, 2299 nt
Organism: Rhodamnia argentea
Lineage: Eukaryota; Viridiplantae; Streptophyta; Magnoliopsida; Myrtales; Myrtaceae
Exons: 11
Coding region: 298-2151 (617 amino acids)
Source: RefSeq, a predicted model, not a curated record
CUGGUUGGGUAGUCCCAAUUCUCGUUUUCGGUUACGAACAAAAGGCCAAAGAAUUGGUCAGUGUUCUCGAGCCGACGCGGACUCGCUGCUUUGUUAUCCGAUUCACGUGUAGUGCUCUCUGUCAUCGGUUGCUUCGAUUCUUCGCAACCAGAAGAAAAAGGAAACAUUUUUAAUUGAUUCUUUUCCGUGGGUAAUGCUAAAAGGUGACCUCAAGGUGGUGGGGACGCUUGGAAUUGAAGGAAAAGAAGCAAAGUGGAUAAAGACCAGCAAUUAUUCAAUCGCUCCCACUCCGUUUCCAUGACCCUCUUCUCGUCCGGCUCGUCCCUCUCUUUCUUUAUCAUUGCAUCCCAAGAUUUCUGGGAAAAGCCACGGUUUUUUUGCGACUAUUUAUGUGACCACGUUCUGUGUGUGGCUUGGUCAGAUUUGAGCCGCCUCCUUGCGUUUUGGAGCUUCGUUUGUAAAGGCACACUUCCCGGAGCUAAUGUGUUGAUGGGCGAUUAUUACAACAACGAUGAGACAUCUGAAACUUAUACCACCGUUGGAAAUGUGCCAAAUUCUUGCAUUCUUGAUGGACGUGGGUAUCAGCUAGCGAAUACAGCCCCUUGCCAUGCCUUGAGAAAUAUCCUAUGUCCACUUGAUAACCUGGGGCUCUGCUCAUCAGUGAAUGGUAUUUUCUCUCAUAUUCUGGCAUUGAGCUCUCAUAUUACUCAGCAAUUUCUUUUCUUUAUUGAAAAUCUUGUCGUAAGAGAUGUUAAUAGAUACUCAGAAGACUUGGUUGCCUUUUCUGGUUGCCACCCAAGAUCUUCAAUUGACUGUACAUAUAAAUCUGCUUUUGAGGAUGGUCCAUCAUCUUCAAGUCCUGGAAUCCAUGAAAAAAGAUCCAUGGUUGUCGAGGAAGAUUUUCUUGGGAAUGCGAGAUCUGAAGUUGCAGAAUUCUAUGACAAUUUUAGGGGUGUCACCUUCAUUUUUCAGGGGUUGAUGCUCCCUUUACUUUGUCUGAAACUUGCCUUUAAGUUUGCUGUGGCUUGUUGGAGGCUCUCUCUCUCUUAUGUCAGAUGCACGCAACUUCAACUUAGUAGUGUUAUCUCGCGAGUUCAAAGGACGUUGCAUGGUUCCUCUGAUGAUAUCGGAUGGUUGCAAUAUAAUCCUGAUAUGGCUCCAGUUGAGGAUGGCACUUCAAAAUUUUUAGAAAUUCUUGAAGCUAUAAGGAAUGGGGAGCACAGACUGCCCAACUCAUUCCUUUAUCUACUCAUACCAGGUCUCUUUAGCAAUCAUGGUCCCUUAUACUUUGUUGGCACCAAGAGGUUCUUCUCAAAAAUGGGCUUGACAUGUCACAUAGCGAAAAUCCAUAGUGAGGCGUCUGUGGAGCACAAUGCGUGGGAACUAAAGCAAUAUAUCGAGGAACUCUACUGGGGGUCGGGUAAGCGUGUGAUGUUAUUGGGGCACAGCAAAGGCGGGGUGGAUGCUGCAGCCGCCUUGUCAAUGUUCUGGGAUGACUUGAAAGGAAAAGUUGCUGGAUUGGCACUGGUUCAGAGCCCAUAUGGCGGCACUCCUGUAGCUUCUGAUAUACUUCGCGAAGGCCAGAUUGCUGCCAAAGAAACCAGGAGGAUAAUGGAGCUCAUAAUUUGCAAGCUAAUUAAGGGUGAUAUACGGGCAUUGGAGGACCUCACGUAUGAAAAGAGGAAGGAGUUUAUCCUGAAAAACAAGCUUCCAGAUGAAAUCCCUCUUAUUUCUUUCCAUUCUGAAGCAAGUAUAGCUCCGGGCGUACUUGCGUCAAUGACGCACAUAGCCCAUGCAGAGCUUCCAUGGCUUCCUCUUCUGAAUUUCGGCAGUGAGAACUCGGAUGAUCUCGUAUUGCCAGGAGGUCAGGUUCCUGUUGCCAUUCCUCUUUCUGCUGCUAUGGCUAUUUGUGCUCUCCAUCUCCAAUUAAGGUAUGGCGAGAAAAGUGAUGGGGUGGUGACGUGCCGUGACGCCGAAGUUCCUGGAUCAUACGUGAUUAGACCCGACCGGAAACUCGACCACGCAUGGAUGGUAUACUCUUCAAGGAAGAGGAACCCGAGCGAGCCUGAUGCUAGUGAGAUGUGCGAGGCCAUCUUGACUCUUCUUGUGGAAAUUGGAGCGGAGCGUAACAAUAGGGAAAAGAGUGAUUGAGUAGCUUAAUCAUGAAGACCUCCAUUCAUUAAUUCAUUUCCCUCGUGAUUGAUGACUGUUUUCCCCCCAUUGUAAUACAAUUGGCAAAGUAGAAAUGCAUGCAUUAUUCGUGUCUGGUUUACGAGUUUUUGCUUAUCUCUGUCUGUUA